Messenger RNA from Amblyraja radiata (thorny skate), 3182 nucleotides. RefSeq names its product scavenger receptor class B, member 2c (gene scarb2c). Lineage: Eukaryota; Metazoa; Chordata; Chondrichthyes; Rajiformes; Rajidae. Gene Ontology annotation, biological process: receptor-mediated endocytosis; protein targeting to lysosome. The transcript has 12 exons. Gene Ontology annotation, cellular component: cytoplasm; membrane; lysosome. Bases 130 to 1575 code for a protein of 481 amino acids. Gene Ontology annotation, molecular function: scavenger receptor activity. The record is from RefSeq and is a predicted model, not a curated record.
GACAACAAUUGCAGCGUCGCGCGUGCGCCGGGUUCCUCCGAGCUCUGGAUCUGGAUCUCCUGUCAAUCUGGUCCCGGGACCGGGAAAGGGAAACCGAAAGCUGCAACUGUGUCCGACCCGCUCCUCACAAUGGGUACCCGGCCCGCGGUUACCUACACACUCGGUAUCCUUUGUAUUAUCCUAUUGAUCGUCAGCAUCGCACUGCUUGUCACCAAAGUCUUUCCGCACACCGUCGAUAAUUACAUUAAGAAGGAUGUACAAUUGAAGAAUGGGACAGCUUCCUUUGAGACUUGGGAAAAUCCUCCGCCACCAAUUUACAUGCAAUUUUACUUCUUCAAUGUCACAAACCCUGAUGAGGUGUUAAAGGGACAAAAGCCUUUCCUUGAAGAGAGAGGUCCUUACACUUACAGGGAGUAUAAACCUAGAGAAAAUGUGGCGUUUAUGGAUGAUGGGAAGAUUGUGUCUGCUGUGACCCCAAAGACUUAUGUGUUUGUUCCUGAGCUAUCAACAGGAGAUCCUGAAAGAGACUUGAUUCGGACAGUGAAUAUUCCAGUUGUGACUGUCAUCAAUAUGGCCAAAUAUUCCAGUUAUCGGAUCUUGCUGACAGAAGCUCUGCUGACAUUUGAAUCAGAGGGUCUAUUUACAACACGAACGGUACACGAGUUGCUUUGGGGCUACAAGGAUCCAGUACUCGCAACCAUUCAUAAGUUCAUGAGUGAUGUUGAUGAAUACUUUGGACUCUACUAUAAGAUGAAUGGAACAGAUGAUGGCGAUUAUCAUUUUCUCACGGGAAAAAUGAACUAUAAAGAUUUUACGCAAAUCAUAGAAUGGAAGGGUAACAACUCAUUAGAUUGGUGGACAACUGAUGAGUGUAAUAUGAUAAAUGGUACUGAUGGUACUUCCUUCCACCCAUUAAUAUCCAAAAAUGAAACGGUCCAUUUCUUUUCUUCAGACCUUUGCCGAUCUCUCUAUGGUACUUUUGAACAAGAGCUCGCUGUCAAAAGGAUACCAGUAUAUCGGUUCGUGCUCCCAAGUGAAGUUUUUGCCAAUGCGUCUGAGAACCCUGCAAAUUCUGGAUUCUGUGUUCCAGCUGAUGACUGCCUGGGAACAGGUUUACUGAAUGUGAGCGUAUGCAGGCAAGGUGCUCCUAUUAUUCUUUCUUCUCCACAUUUUUACCAGGCAGAUCCAAAAUAUAUUGAUGAUAUUGAAGGAAUGCAUCCAAAUAAAAUCGACCAUGAAACUUAUUUGGACAUAAAUCCUCUCACAGGACUCCUCGUAAGGGCUGCAAAACGAGUUCAGAUCAAUAUUUAUGUUGAACAAGUGAUUGGAUUUCGUCAGACUGGGAAUAUUCAAUCGCUGGUCUUUCCUGUAAUGUAUCUGAAUGAGAGCGUUUUGAUUGAUGACUCAUCGGCUGCGAAGUUGAAUUCCAUUAUCCUGCAGACGGAAGUGGUGACUGCAAUCCCAUUUAUGAUGAUGGGUCUAGGGAUACUCUUUGGGUUGAUCUUCAUCAUACUUGCAUGCACGAAUCGCGAGGGAACAGAAGCGGAAAGAGCACCACUUUUGAUAUCAUCAUAAGUAUCCAUGCCGCAACUCUUCAGCUGUGACAUCAAAGCAACAUACAUGUUUGUUUUGGGUUUCCUUCUACAUCUUCUAUGACUUAUGAACAAACUGGUCCUUGAAAUUUGAUGUAACUGAUGUUAAUUAUUCAAAGUAUGAAAAGUAGUCACAAUUUUGCAAGUUUGGUUAUCAAAUGGAGUAUUUAACGCUUCAAUAAUUAUGUGAUUACCAUGAUUCCAAAGGAGACAGGGCACCACAUCUCUCCAUUAUUGACUACCAAACCUAAAUUAUAUAGGGACAGAAGCCUUUCGUAACUAAGCCUUAUAAUCUCGAUCACUUAUGAUAGUGAAGUUGCUCUAGUAUAAAUAUUGUGCAUGGUACACUGUGGAAUUUCCCAAUAACUUGCAUUCUGUAUAUAAUGGACUGUGUAAUUUAGCGUUUUUAACUUCUUAAUAGAUAACUCCCUGCUCUUGGGUAACUCCUAUUCUGAGUGAGUUGGUUUGAGUCAUUUUCUCAUUUGCACAAUCUUUCUUCUUCAACCCACCCCAACUACACAUGCAGCCCUGAUUGCACUUUAUUUAUUCUUCACUGCUGAGACAUUUUUUAGAGGAAAAAAAUCAACUUGUGAUAUUGGGUAUUAGUUAAUUAGCACCACAAUUCUAGUUUGUACAUGGGUGCAAAUACAAAACUGACUUUUGCACUCGCAUUGGUUGAAUGUGAUUUAAAAAUAUAUAUUUCCCUUCUAAUCAAUUCUGCAAAGAUCCUGUAGACAUGAUUCCUUUAAAUGUAUUCCAGCCACCUCGCAUUGCCAUGUCAUUUUUUUUUAACUUGAUGGAAUGGGUUUUAGGAAGAUUAUGUUAAUUAUGCAGCCACCUUUAAUGACUGGUGUUCUUGUUUGGGUAAUGGAUCUGAUACUGCUGAAUAAGAUAAGGCGGAAAAUGCAAUUAUUGAAUGGUGGUGGACCAGAAAUGUCAUGGUUCAGGGUCAUCUAAUAAACUAGUUAAAUAACCUUUGCAAUCAGUGGGAGAUCUACCAGGCUAAUUUAUAAUGAAGACUAAUUUUGCAAUCUUGAAUUAUCAUCAGAAUCCAUCCAUUCAUGUCUGGCUUCUGGCUAAAGAUACAGAACAAAACAAUGUCAAAAUUAUGAAUGAGUUCUGGGAAAGCAGCCUCUAGUGUCAUUGAUUUGAAGACCCCAUGCUUUCUUACACCUGUAUACUAUGCAUUUGAACUCAUUGCCGAAUAUGAAACUCCUGUAUAGUUUUAUAAUGAAAAUGUAAAAAAAAUAAACAAUGCACACUGUGCUAUUUUAGCAUUUUAUGUAACUGCUGAUCAAUGUGUAAGAAGGAACUGCAGAUGCUGGUUUAAACUGAAGAUAGACACAAAAAGCUGUAGUAACUCAGCGGGACAGACAGCAUCUCUGGAGAGAAGGAAUGGAUGACGUUUCGGGUCGAGACCCUUCUUCAGUCUGAAGAGGUUCCUUCUCUCCAGAGAUGCUGCCUGUCCCGCUGAGUUACUACAGCUUUUUGUGUCUAACUGCUGACCAAUGUUUGGCACAACAGAAUGUCCAUCUUGUUCAAUGUUACUGACAAAAUAUUAAUAAAUCUGUUGUUCAAUUUGUUUUGUAA